UUCAGCUCGGCAGGCAAUUAUUUAUAUAUACUCGAUAUGAUGGUGCGGCAUGCAUAUGUAUUAUUGUAAAUUUGCUGCUGCAGAUUGAUUUGAGUAUGGAUGCAAAAUCAAUAAGGAGACAAGAAGUAGAUUAUGAGGAGGAAGAUGGAAUAUGGAAAUACGUGUUUGGGUUCACUGAAAUGGCUGUGGUGAAGUGUGCCAUCGAACUGGGAAUACCAGAUUUUUUGGAAAGCCAAGAGCAAGCCGUCACACUUGACCAACUAUCGUCGGGCCUGGGGUGCUCUCCGUCCGCCCUAUACCGCAUUAUGAGAUUCUUGAUCAACCGGGGGAUCUUCAAGGAGGUGGAGAUGACGCUGCCGACAAUUAGCAGUACUUCAUCAACAGAGGCGGCGUUGGCCUCCACCCGGCCUACCCGCGGUUAUGUUCAGACCCCGCUGUCUGCGCUUCUGACAAGAGACGGAGAGAAGAGCAUGGCCGCUUUCGUGCGGCUAGAGAGCAGUCCCGUGAUGCUUGCGCCGUGGCUGAAGCUAAGCGGACGAGUACUUUUAGGAGAUAAUAAUAAUCAUAAGUACUGCAGUGGCAGUAGUAGUGAUGCAUUCGAGGCUGCAAACGGGAAGGACGUGUGGCGGUACGCAGAGAGUGAUCCAGCACACAGCAAGCUCAUAGAAGAUGCAAUGGCAUGUCACGCUAGGAUGGCUGUGCCCGCCAUCGUCCAGGCUUGCCCUGAUUUGCUCCUCCUCCAUGGGGCGGCCGGGGUUGAAUGCGUGGUGGUGGAUGUAGGCGGAGGUGAUGGAACUACUGUUGAAAUGUUGGUCAAGGCAUUUCCAGGGGUCAAAGGAAUUAACUUUGAUCUCCCUCACGUUGUGUCCGUCGCCCCAAAACGCCCCGGUGUCCACCACGUUGGGGGAAAUAUGUUUCAACGUAUUCCAAAAGCCGAUGCUAUUUUUCUCAUGUGGGUGUUGCAUGAUUGGGGAGACGAAGAGUGCGUCCAGAUAUUGAGCAAGUGCAGAGAGGCAAUUCCAGAGGAAACUGGGAAAGUGAUAAUAGCGGAGGCAAUACUGAGGGAUCACCAGGAAAUGAUCAAUGGUUAUCAAGGCACUAGGAUGAAGCUGAAGAACAACACCAACACUAAGAAUAAUUCAAAGCUGCAGGAAAAAGACCGUAAUAAUAAUAAUAAUAAUAGUUAUGAAGUGGGGUUGAUGUUAGAUAUGGUGAUGAUGGCUCACACUGGGAAAGGCUUGGAAAGGACUGAAAAACAAUGGUCGCACGUUCUUACUGCCGCUGGAUUCAAAUCAUACACUGUCACCGAUACUUCCGAUGUCGUUUCCAUUAUCCAGGCCCGACCGUGAAUAACUAUUUUUUUCCUUUAGUUUUCCAACAUUGUGUUAAUUAAUGUUCAUUGAUAUAUCAUGCACGAUUUAUGAUAUGGAUGAUUAUCCAUCUACACCUACUAUGUACUUACAUUAUUUCCAUGGAUUAUUAUAUCAUAAAUGGUUUG
Messenger RNA from Ipomoea nil (Japanese morning glory), 1498 nucleotides. Its product is annotated as (RS)-norcoclaurine 6-O-methyltransferase-like. The transcript has 2 exons. Gene Ontology annotation, molecular function: S-adenosylmethionine-dependent methyltransferase activity; protein dimerization activity; O-methyltransferase activity. Gene Ontology annotation, biological process: methylation. Lineage: Eukaryota; Viridiplantae; Streptophyta; Magnoliopsida; Solanales; Convolvulaceae. The record is from RefSeq and is a predicted model, not a curated record. Bases 96 to 1349 code for a protein of 417 amino acids.